AUGGUUCCAGAGAAUGUCACUACCGUGAAGGCGUUUGUCCUCUCAGGCCUCACCGCCGAUCAUAACACCGAACUGGGCCUCUUCAUUUUCUUCACUGUCAUCUAUGCCUUGAUCCUUGUCGGCAACGUCCUCAUCGUGGCCACAAUUGUCUACGACAAAAACCUCCACACUCCCAUGUACUUCUUCCUCAGCAACCUCUCCUUCAUCGACGUCUGCCAUUCUUCGGUGGUCAUCCCGAAGAUGCUGGCCGACUUCCUCACAGAGACAAAGACCAUCUCCUUUGGGGAAUGUAUAGCCCAGAUGUUCUUCCUCCACCUCUUUGCCUGUACGGAGAUUUUCCUUCUCACCAUCAUGGCCUACGACCGUUACGUCGCCAUAUGCCACGCUCUCCAUUACACGACCAUCAUGAGCGGGCAGGCCUGUCUCCGCUGGGCUGCGGCCAUGUGGUUGGGUGGGUUGCUGCAUUCCACCGCCCUUACGGCCCUGACGCUCAAUGUGCCCUACUGUGGCCCCAAUGCCAUUGACAACUUCUUCUGUGACGUGCCCUUGGUCAUCAAACUGGCCUGUGCCAACACGUUUGUCUUUGAGGUACUCAUCAUCUCCAACUCUGGAGUUAUCUCGGUGGUCUGUUUUAUAGUCCUGGUGGUCUCCUAUGUGGUCAUCCUAAUUUCCCUGAGGCAACGCUUCUCUGAAGGACGGCGGAAAGCUCUGUCCACCUGCGCCGCUCACUUAACCGUGGUGACUUUCUUCCUGGGCCAUUGCAUUUUCAUUUACCUCAGACCUGCCAAGAGUCUCCCUGCGGACAAAGUGGUUUCUAUUUUUUUCACGGCUGUCACCCCACUGCUGAACCCCAUCAUCUACACCCUCCGGAACGAGGAAAUGCUGAAUGCCUUAAACAAGCUGCGAGGACGACAGGUCGAUUUGGGGGACAAAUGA
Messenger RNA from Pogona vitticeps (central bearded dragon), 936 nucleotides. Its product is annotated as olfactory receptor 4E1-like. Gene Ontology annotation, biological process: G protein-coupled receptor signaling pathway. The record is from RefSeq and is a predicted model, not a curated record. Gene Ontology annotation, cellular component: membrane. NCBI's taxonomy places the organism in Eukaryota, Metazoa, Chordata, Lepidosauria, Squamata, Agamidae. Gene Ontology annotation, molecular function: G protein-coupled receptor activity; olfactory receptor activity.